Messenger RNA from Cercopithifilaria johnstoni, 450 nucleotides. The record is from the annotation of a GenBank genome assembly. NCBI's taxonomy places the organism in Eukaryota, Metazoa, Nematoda, Chromadorea, Rhabditida, Onchocercidae.
AUGGCAAUUAUACAUGUGCCUGGAUUGUCACGCACCAUUAUACUACUGCACACGAGUGAAGAUAAUGUUAAAAUGUUACUGAAAGGAACACUUCUUCAAUCGGAGUGUUCUGCUAUCAGUAAUCUAAAACUGAGCCCAGUUACACAGAAUACGGCCGAGGUUGGUACCGCGGCUGCGAUACAUGAUAUUAUGUCACUCCAUUGGCGAUAUUUCCUCAAUUUGUCUAAAUCUUCGAGAAACGUAGAUCGCGGAGUGAAGGAAGCAGAAGGUAACGUAAGAUUCCGUGGUCGCACAAAAAAAAGUACUUGGAUAUCAUCGAUAACAACUUCAAGGCAGUUCGAGAAAUUCAGGAGGGAAAGUUGCUUUGAGGAACGAAUUCUUGUCCGUUUUCUGCCUUGCUUACUGAGCUUGUUCCAAAUCAUUUUCGAAUUCCUCUUAUCAAAUUUAUAA